Messenger RNA from Falco peregrinus (peregrine falcon), 1450 nucleotides. It is a transcript of the gene ECSIT, whose product is annotated as ECSIT signaling integrator. The transcript has 7 exons. Lineage: Eukaryota; Metazoa; Chordata; Aves; Falconiformes; Falconidae. Gene Ontology annotation, cellular component: mitochondrion. Bases 115 to 1206 code for a protein of 363 amino acids. The record is from RefSeq and is a predicted model, not a curated record.
CCGGAAGCACUUGCCGGCGGGGUCAGCGGGACAUGGCGGCGCCCAGGGGUACGACCCCGGCGGGGGGACCUCGGUGACCAGCCGUGACCUCUGAACCCCUACCGCACCGACCCCAUGGCCGCCAUGAGGCUGCGCUGGGCCCUCGCAUUGCCCCGGGGGCUCUGGGGGGGCCCGCAGGUUGCUCAGAGCAUGUGGCAGCACAGUGGACGUCCCGCGCAGGACCCCUCGGAGGACCCCUCAGGGGACCUCUCGGGGCCCCUGGCAUGGCGCAGCCCUCCUAGUGGCUCCCAGGAGGAGGAUGGUGGCUCCGCAGCCUUUGCAGCGGUGCUGGCCGCACUGGAGCAGAGGCCGGGGCGCCGUGUGGGACGGCUGGAGCUGGUGGAGGCGGCACUGGCGGCCAUGCCGGCGCUGGGGGUGGCGAGACAGCGCGAGGCCUACCACCGCUUGCUGCGCCUGCUGCCCUGUGGGCCCUGGGUGCCCCGCGGACCCCUCCAGCGCAUGCUGAGCCCCUUCCCCCGGCAGCAGGAGUGCGGGCUGCAGAUCCUGGAGCAGAUGGAGCGAUAUGGCACCCAUGUCCCCGCGCAGGCGUCAUGCCCGAUGCGGAGACACGGUUUUUGCUCCUGGGGAUCUUUGGGCCCCGCAGCCGCCCUGUGCGCAAGUGCCAGCGGCUGCUGUACUGGCUGCCCCGGCUGCGCCAUGCCAACCCCUACCCCCUGCCCCCCCGGCUGCCCCCCCCCGGCCUGGCUGCUGCCCACCUGGGCCUGCGCCGCAUCGCCAACGACCCUGAUGUGCGCCUCACCAUCUACCAGCGGCCGGUGCCGGAGGGCGGGGAAGAUGAAGGCUCCGUCCAGCCCUACAUCAUCGGUGCCCAGAGCCCUGACCAGCAGGAGCUGCUGGCCCGGCAUGGCCCGGCACGGCCCGUCUUCGUGGAGGGGCCAUUCCCUCUCUGGCUGCGCAGCACCCGCCUCUGCUACUACGUGUUACGGGGGGACCCCCUGCCUCCCCACCUGCGGGAGGAGCCCCCAGACCCUGAGCGCAGCCUCUACUACCCCCUGCAUCUCGACCUGGACCUGGAGCGUGGCCCUUGGGACGAUGACGACUUCGAUGUGGAUGAAGUGGAGGAAGGCCCUGUCUUUGCGCUGUGCAUGGCGGGGGCCGGUGACCGGCACACGCUGGGCAAGUGGAUUGCAGGGCUGCAAGAGGUGAACCCUGUCCUGGGGCAGACCCCGGUCAUCUUCCACCUGGAAGGGGGGGACACCCCUCCUGGCCCCCCUGGGGAUCCCCCUGCACUCAGCCUGGGGGCUGUGAUUCCCCCUGCCGGUGUGCUGGAGCCCCCCGUCCCGCCACAGGGGCAUGGUCACCCCGGGGGUGAUGCUGCUGGCUGUGGGAGUAGGCGGGGGGGCAGCGCUGCCGCUGCAACCCCCAGGGAAUAAAGGUUGUGUCACCCACA